AUGUCCAGCGUGCCGAAAGCCCGCCGGUCUAACGUGAGCGGUCUUACGGUCACUCCAGAUAAAUGGGACUACUAUCCCUCCAUUGAACGCUCGGACGUCAAGUCCUGCUCCUUUACCAAUCUCUCUUCAUCCACGCACAUCCGCCACUCCAAACUCAACGACGUACACGUCCUCUCCGAAAAUGGCAGAGGCAGUUACAUCGAACGCUGCGAUCUAUCCCGCUGCACUAUUUCGGAUAGCUACAUCGAACGCUCUCGGCUUCGAGAUAGCCGCGCGUCGCAUGUAGGGCGCAUGGACCGCUCGACGGCUUCGAGAUCCGAGUUCGUGGGCGCGCAGACCGUUGAGCGUUCUUCUUUUCAAGACUCCCGAGUGGGUGGUCAAACCGCCGUGUCGAGGAGUGAAGUAAAGAAGUGCAGUCUGGGGGGAGGCAGUCGUGUACAGGACAGUGUUCUGGAUAGGGUGUCUUUGUGGGACAGUACGGCCGACAGGGUCGUGCUUAAGAACUGCGACGUGAAGGACUGUAAGAUGUCCAAGACCAACCUUUCUGGAAUGGUACUCAGAUACGGGAUUUGGAAUAAUGGCGACCUGGUUGGAAGGACGAGCAGAGAGCACGAAGUGAUUGCUACAUCUCUGGAGGAAUGGAAUGCUCGGGAAGAGCGUGAUGCAGAGGCCGGGGAGCAAGAAGGACAAUUCAAUUCAGGCGAUCCUCCUCACCAAGCUGUGGCAACUGCGCCAACCACUUCGGCUCCUGUGUCGGAGUCUAGAACCCCUUUGACGCUACAUAUCGAGACGCAGAAGGAAAUUGCGCCGCCGUCGUACACGUCACUCCAUGCCCAGGAAGACGCUGAUGUUCGGAUGCGAAGCGAAAGGGAGUUUACUCCACCAACGCCGACUUCCGAUGGCUUUUCCGACAUAACAGAACUCGUCGACAAUGAUAAUACCGAAUAUAAAAAUGAUGCUCGGGUUUCAGAAAAGGAUGGUCCUCCGCCACCGUAUGAACCGUGA
Molecule: messenger RNA, 1005 nt
Organism: Coccidioides immitis RS
Lineage: Eukaryota; Fungi; Ascomycota; Eurotiomycetes; Onygenales; Onygenaceae
Exons: 2
Coding region: 1-1005 (334 amino acids)
Source: RefSeq, a predicted model, not a curated record